Lodderomyces beijingensis is the source of this 655-nucleotide messenger RNA. The record is from the annotation of a GenBank genome assembly. NCBI's taxonomy places the organism in Eukaryota, Fungi, Ascomycota, Pichiomycetes, Serinales, Debaryomycetaceae.
AUGUCUACGUACGAAGGUAAAGUUGUCACUUGAAAAACCCAUGAAACACACAGAAAAAGGAAAACCAAAUUACUAACAUGCGGCAGAGGAACACAAUAUCUCAAGCGAACCACGCCAAACCCAACAGGAAAGAGGACGAAGCCACGAGACACUAAGCGAGAUAAUCGACUCAUUCAUCCACAACUCCCACGCCAACAAUGCCCCAUCUGAACCAUCCAUAGAUACACUCGCAGCGGCACUAAACCAAUUGCGCACGCUCGACAACUCGGAAUUAGCCACCUCGCUCCUCUCCAUCAUAUCAUCUGACCCCACCACGAGGAAGCCAAAUGCGGGAGUGCCGCUGGACUUUAUCGAUACGUUAGAACGCGUCCCCGUGGGCUCAUUACCUGAGUCUGAAUCCUGCUCAAUCUGCACCAACAAUUAUCAUCAGGAUAAGUAUCCUUUGGUGGUGAAGUUGCCGUGUGGCAACCUGCAUAUAUUCGAUUUGGAGUGCAUCUCGCCUUGGCUCAGCUUGAAUCUGACGUGUCCCUUGUGUCGGGUUGACGUGAUGGAAGUGGGCGAGAUCAGGAGGAGGAAAGUCGAGGCGGAGGUGAAGCGGGCUAAGGAGGAGGAUUCUGAGGAGGAGUUGGAGGAGGGGUGGGAUGUUUAUGGGUGA